Closterium sp. Yama58-4 is the source of this 912-nucleotide messenger RNA. Lineage: Eukaryota; Viridiplantae; Streptophyta; Zygnematophyceae; Desmidiales; Closteriaceae. The record is from the annotation of a GenBank genome assembly.
AUGGAGGAAAGUGGGAAUGAGGAGGAUGGAGGGAUUGGAGGGGAAGUGGGGGAAACGGCUUCUGAGUUUCCUCUAAGGAAUGGUGAGGCUGACGACGAGGACAAGGAGGCUGAGCAAGUGGAAGAGGAGAGGGAUGGAUUGGGAGCAGAGGAGGGGAAUGGGUUGGGAGCAGAGGAGGGGGUUGAGAAGAGUAAAGUGGAGCGUUGUGGAGAUCUGCAAAGCUCACCUGAAGCAGAGAUGAGGCAAGGAGGGGAGGCUGUGGAGGAAGCAGGUGGUGAUAUGGGGAGAGGUGCUGGGGCAGGUGGUGAGAGGGGGGGGUGUGCUGGGAUUGGGACAGGUGGUGAAGUGCGAGGGGGGGGUGUGUGUGGGAUUGGGACAGGUGGUGAAGUGAGAGGGGGGGGUGUGGUGGGAUUGGGACAGAAGGGGGGGUUGGUGAAAGAGGGGUUGGUGAAAGAGGGGUUGGUGAAAGAGGGGUUGGUGAAAGAGGGGUUGGUGAAAGAGGGGUUGGUGAAAGAGGGGUUGGUGAAAGAGGGGUUGGUGAAAGAGGGGUUGGUGAAAGAGGGGUUGGUGAAAGAGGGGUUGGUGAAAGAGGGGUUGGUGAAAGAGGGGUUGGUGAAAGAGGGGUUGGUGAAAGAGGGGUUGGUGAAAGAGGGGUUGGUGAAAGAGGGGUUGGUGAAAGAGGGGUUGGUGAAAGAGGGGUUGGUGAAAGAGGGGUUGGUGAAAGAGGGGUUGGUGAAAGAGGGGUUGGUGAAAGAGGGGUUGGUGAAAGAGGGGUUGGUGAAAGAGGGGUUGGUGAAAGGGGUUGGUGAAAGAGGGGUUGGUGAAAGAGGGGUUGGUGGAGGAGGGUUUGGAGCAGAGAAGCAGCAAGGAGAAGGCAUCUGUUCAUAUGUGCAGAAGAGACGUUUAGAGUAA